AUGAACGUCGAAGCACACGAUGCCGAUUCUGGACUGAAUGGACAAGUGUAUUAUUACUUGGAGAAUACUUCAUCCGAUUUAUUUUCUGUCCACCCCGUCACUGGCCAAGACUGCGGGAUUCCCAGUCGGACGACGGAUAAGAGCAUUCAAGUGACUGUAGUUGACUUCAACGAACAACACCCCAUCUUCCUCAGAGAAUCUUAUGAAGAAGAGGUAGGCGAAGACGCGCCUCCAGAGACACCAGUGGUCAGAAUUGCUGCGUACGACACAGAUCAUGGGAGAAAUGCAUUGGUCAGUUUUAGAUUACUUGCUGGAAACCAGGACGGAAAGUUCAAAAUAAACCAAAGAACAGGUCUUAUUUCGACAGCUGGCUGGCUAGACGCUGAAACCAAAGCUUAUUAUAGCCUAACGGUUUCAGCCAUUGACCUCGCCAGCAAUACCCUUAGAAAGCAGUCUUCUGCGAAAGUAACCAUUAGAAUACUCGAUGCUAAUGAUAAUUCCCCUGAUUUUGUAACUCCCAACACCGAAGUGACAGUAGAUGAAAAUGAACCUGCUGGUUCUUAUGUCACCAGAGUCAAAGCAGUCGACGCUGAUGCAAGUGAAAACGGUUUCCUAUCGUAUAGCAUUUCCAACAUAGAACCAAUUCCUUUCGUAAUUGGUACCUUCGAUGGUGUUAUCAAAACAUCAGAAAAAUUGGACUAUGAGUCUGGUCAGCGCACUUUUACAGUUAACGUACGCGCUUCAGAUUGGGGACAGCCCUUCAAACGAGAAGCAGAGACCACCGUGAAAAUCAACGUCCGUGAUAUCAACGACAAUAUACCUGAAUUUAUAGGUACAGAUUGCAAAGGCUGGCUGGCUGCAAGUACUUCUGCUGGCUCACAGAUAAUCACUUUAAGAGCAGUGGACCUGGAUGCUCACAGCAGCAUCUCAUAUAAGCUCUCUAACAAGGGCCCAAGUGAGUGCUGGUCUCUAGAUAGUUCAUCGGGGAUUCUGUCUCUCAGCUGUGACUUGAAAGAAAGUUUACUACAGUCCAGCAAGUCCCUGACAGUGAUCGUUAAUGUUACAGCUUCGGAUGGAAAAUAUACGUCAGAGCAGUUGUCUGUCACUCUGCUUGUUUUUGAUGCACCCACGUUAGGCAAUUCUGAAGCCUUCAAACAAAACAAAGUCAGGUGUUCGCCAUCCGAAGCGGGUGAAAAAGUUGAAGCAACGAUUGCGGCAGAGCUCAAAACAUUUGAUGAACCUGAAGCCUACUCGUUUUUACCGACACAGUAUGAUUUCAACGCCAACCACCCAGAGUUCUCAGACGGAAUGCCGGGGAUGAUCGAAAUUCCUGAGGAUACUUCGGUGGGAAAAGAAGUUUUUAAGUGCACAGCCACAGAUAGAGAUGAGGGACCGAAUGGAAUGAUUGUUUAUGCAAUCAGUUCAGGAGAUUUUGAUUCUGUGUUUAACAUUGAUUUAUACUCAGGAGUUAUUAAAGUCACCGCUCCUUUAGAUAGGGAAAGAACAUCAGUGUAUAUUCUCAACGUCACGGCUUAUGAUUUGUCCCACACCCAUUUAAGUACAUCUAAAAAUAUAACCAUCAAUAUAUUGGAUGUAAAUGAUAAUUCUCCCGAGUUCACGAUGUUGAGCUAUAGUCUUUAUUUGCCAGAAGACACGAAGAAAGGCACAAGCGUGGCACAGGUGCUGGCCAUUGAUCCUGAUGAGGGUGACAACGCUGAAGUUUCCUACGAACUUGUGAAUCACGAGCAAACAUUUCACCUUGAUCCAGUUUCUGGCACACUGUAUGUGGCCGAAAAUCUAGACAGAGAAUCAUCGGAAAAAUUUCUGUUGAAAAUAAAGGCACGGGACAGAGGGAAAUACGAACAAAUGUACUCCAUUGCAAAAGUUUCUAUCACAAUUCUCGACAUAAACGACUGCGCGCCGGAUUUUGGCGCAGGGUCUUCAGUGACCGUGAGUGUGUUCGAAGAUUACCCUACAGGAACAGUGAUUGCGACCAUGCAGGCAGUUGAUCGUGAUCUUGGAGAUGGAGGUAAAAUCACCUACAAUAUAGCAAACGAUCAUGGUGGGAAUUUUCGGAUAGAUCAUACAAAUGGAGUUGUGAGAAUCGCUUCCUCGCUUGAUUUCGAGGCCAAUCAGACACAUAACCUAACAAUUAUAGCAAAGGAUGCCGGGUCCCCUCCUCUUUGGAGUGAAGCGGUGUUGUUGGUUUACGUAGAAGACGUACCAGAGACCACUUCAUCACCGACAUUCAAACAGCGAAUUCUGCAAACUAGUAUUCAAGAAAAUCGAGCGGCUGGCAGUGAAGUUAUUGUAUUGGGCGUAACAUCUGCUGACUCAACAGCUCUCCAGUUCGUCAUUUCCGGUGGUGACGGAGUCGGUUUAUUUACGAUCAAUAAUGAAGGCGAGAUACGAACGGUGCGCAGCCUGGACUGCGAGACGAGCCGCGGCUAUUGGUUGCAGGUUGCCCUCUACAGCGCGGCAGACAUGGGAGCUGCAGCCGACUACUGCUGGGUUUACGUGCUUGUGGAGGAUGUCAACGAUUUCGUCCCUCUAACAGACAAGCCAAUGUACCGUAUAUACGUGCCUGAGGACACCUUGCCCUCAACACAUCUUCUGACGCUGCAGGCCUACGAUGGAGACUUCAGUUCGGUCGGCAGGAGCGGGGUAGUCAAAACUAAGCCCCUGCGUUCCGGAUCCGGGAAAAGAGACACACUUGAAUACGAAGAAAACCGGAGCCAAUGGAAGGCUGACACGGAAGAACCUGUAACACAUGACGGUAACGUCUUUUUGGGAGACAAUCCUAAUGGAGGAAUGAUAACUUUCCAUAUCAAAGAGAUAAGAGGACGUCGUAAUUCUCCGGGAGAUGCACCAGAAAUGGAUGAACAAGGUUGGGCAUCUCAGUCAAUUGGACAAGGAGUUUUCAUCAUUGAUCGAAUAUCGGGAAUUCUAAGCACAGCAGGUCCCUUGGACCGCGAAUACCAGAACCAGUACGAGGUCCUGAUCGUUGUCAGUGACGAAGAGCUGUGGAGCGUCACGACGGUGUACAUCACAGUCACUGACGUGAACGACAACACACCGCGGUUCAUUGAGAACUUCUACAGGGUGACUGUGCCAGAGCGUUGGCCCGACUCUCUGAGUCGUGCUGCACAGAAGCUGCCGACGACACGAAGCGACCUCAGGAGCGAUGGCCAUUGGCCCCUCAUGCAGGUGUAUGCACGUGACCGCGACAGUGGCAGGAACGCAGAGCUCACGUACUCUCUGAAGAAGUCGUCUGCUGCUUCAGGGUCUCUGUUCAGCAUAGACCAAGAGACUGGUCUCAUCAGCACCUCCUCCGUCCAGCUGCUAGCUGGCCAAACUUAUGACCUGCUUGUGGAAGCUCGUGAUAAAGGUCGGCCUGCUCGUACCACUUCUGCACGUGCAUUACUUCGGGUAGCAAGAGUGCCCCUGGUCUCUGCACACGCUCCUCGAGUAAUCUUACCUACCGGUCCUCUGCACCUCAUGGAGUCUGACCCUCCCGGACAUCCAGUCACAUUUGUCACCGCCAUUGAUCAAGAUAACGAUACUCUGUGGUUCUCCAUCGUAGACGGAGACCCAGCAGGACACUUCAGCAUGAGUGUGGACACAGGCAUCGUAACCGUGGCCCGAACUUUGGACCGCGAGACUCAAUCCUCCUACAACAUCACCGUAGCUGUCACUGAUGGAACAUUUUUUUCUUAUACUCAGAUGCACAUCAAGAUUUUGGAUUCCAAUGACCAUGCCCCUUCCCUAAGGGAGCCGAUAGUUCAUGUCAGCGUUUCGGAGGCAACCUUGGUGGGCUCUGUCAUAACAAAACUUCAUUGCUCAGACAAUGAUCAUCAUUUGCCAACAACCAAACCGGACGCUCACGUAAAUCAUCACCCAAACCACCUCAACAAGCUACCGCAUUCCACCCCAUCGGACGCUCAAGUCGGUCACGUUUCAUUUUCGAUUGACAAUGCGAGGGCUGUUGGUAGCGAAGACCUCUUCUCUGUCGACUCAACGACUGGAGAAGUAACUCUUGCCAAGCCUUUGGACAGAGAGAUUUCUCCUGUGCACGAAGUGACGAUUGCGUGCCGUGAUCGAGGCAACCGCGCUACGGCCGAUUUUGGUCGUCUGGUCAUGACCGUUACAGACACCAACGACCAUCACCCUGUCUUUGCCGAGACCGUCAUGACGGCUGUGGUGUGGGCAGAUGCUGCGGUUGGUUCUGUUAUCGUCACUGUUCGCGCCACAGACGCUGACUCAGGAGACAACGGACGCCUAUCUUAUUCCAUUGUUGAAGGGAAUCAAGAUGGAUUGUUUACCAUUGACCCAUCACUGGGAGUGGUACGACUGGCCGUACGGCUGCAGCACAGCAAUACAGACCACGGAGGAGAAUACCUUCUUCUGAUCCGGGCCACAGACCACGCCUCCCACCCGCGGUCUGCUUCCCUGCCUGUCAGAAUAACCAUAAUUAUGGAUGCUAAGGCACCUCCAAGUUGGACAUGGACAAAUUCAAACUAUGGUUCACCGGGACGCUCCCACCCUGUGGUUGAGGUGAGCGAGUGGGCCAGUCCAGGUACGGCAAUCGCAUCUGCUGGUGCGGCAGCACCGCUCACUGGACUACAAUACACUAUCGAAGCAGUCAAUUUUCAUCAGACAGACUCAUCGUCAUUGAAUUCGGCAAACAUUUCUGAUGAUGUUCUAGAACGUGACGUGUUCGCCGUGAGCCCGUCAUCUGGAGUUGUGACUACUACACGGGAGCUUGACAGAGAACGUUGUUCCCGGUACAACAUCACCAUCUCAGCUAGAAAUUUGGCUGGAAUUUCGAGAUCCACUUGGCUCCUCAUCUCUGUCACCGACGAGAACGAUCACAGACCGAUAUGGGACAAGAUUCAGUACCGUGGGUAUGUUUUUGAGACCGCAAAUACUGGAGACCCUGUUCUCCUCUAUCUCGAUCACAGACUAGAAAAAUCCGUCCAUGAUCCGAAGACUCCGAGUAAAGAACCUUACGUAAUACAGAAAAUUAAUCGAGAUGUAAAUUUCACAGUUGCUAGCGAUCUUCAUGAUGUUGUAACAAAGACAUUUCCAAAUCAUCACAUUUCGAUUCCUAAAAAUUACGAUGUAACAUCUAAAAACUACCCUUCAUCCUACGCUACCAUCGAUGGUCACCUGGACGACGCAAAUCCAGAACCUUUGACCGUUACAGCGUCCGAUGCCGAUGCAGGCGCCAACGGGAGAAUUCAUUACGAAAUCCUCAAAAAUAGUGCAGCUCGCAAGUUCUUCACCAUCGACUCGAUCACAGGAGCCCUGAGAGUCGCAGGCAACCUGUCUUCUCUUGCCGGGAAAGAAUUUAAUAUCAAUGUCUGGGCAUCUGACAUGGGGUCGCCUCGUCUUCAAGCCCUGAAUCCAGUUUCCGUCCACGUCUUUGUCAAAAAAGUGAACAGAUUCCCACCACACUUUGAAAAAAAAUUCGUCUUGAAUCCCAAUGAUUUCGUUGUUAUCCGCCCCACUUCAGGGGUCAUUCAAACAACGGGCAAGCCCUUUGAUCGUGAGGACGCUGCUCAGUUCGCGGUCUUGGUCCAGGCAAGAGACGUAUCUUCGGGUGCCGUGGGUAACGCUGUGGUAGAGUUGACAGUCCUCGACGUGAACGACAACGAGCCCGUAUUUCUGUCGCAGCCUUACAACGCAGUUGUCCCGCUAACUGCCAUCAAAGGUCACGUCGUGGCAAAGGUGAAAGCAGUGGAUGCAGACGAGGGAGAUUUUGGACGCAUUCGGUACGAGUUGGUGCGCGGCAGCGGCGAGCUGUUCACCGUGGACCGAGUGUCCGGUGAAGUCAUCUUACGACAGCCGCUGGUCGCCCCAGACCGCACGCUGCACCUCGUCGUGGCGGCCUAUGACGGCGGCACUCCGCCACUCAGCUCACAAGCACACGUCGCGCUAAGGAUCGUGUCGUCGCCAGGCCCUGAAUUUGACUGGAGCACAUACAGCGCUGUUGUUCCGGAGGACGCCCCCGCUGGCACUGUUCUCAGCAGGGUUUUUGCUGUGGCUGAUUCGGGCGUGCCACUGGUUUAUAGCAUCGUCGAGGGGGAUCCUCAACAUCUUUUCGGCCUCGACUUUUCAACGGGCAUCCUUCACACGAUCGCGCCCCUGGACUUUGAGAGCAAGCGAGGUCAUAACCUCACAGUUCGGGCGAGCGACCCUGUCUCUGGUGGAUACACUGACACUCUGGUCGAAGUAUCGGUGACUGAUGUCAACGACAACAGACCUGCUUUUGAAGAUGCUGGGCUGCACGCGGUCAUCUAUGAGGCCGCGGUGCCUGGCACAGUUAUCACUAGAGUGCUUGCCCGGGAUCCCGACACCGGCUUGGGCGGAUUGGUCAGGUACUCUUGCAUAGACGGCUGUGACGACGGACGUUUCGACGUCGCUUCUGACGAAGGCACCGUAUCAGUGGCACGUCAACUCGAUCGCGACUUCGACGCAGCCAAGAGGUUCAUCAAAAUAUUGGCAUCUGACGGUGGUUUGAAACCUCUUACAUCGACCACGUCCGUCUUUAUAACAGUCGAAGACUUCAACGACAACGCUCCUGUGUGGACCGAUCAAGAAUUCAGAGUCUUUGUGGCAAUCGAGGCCGAUGCUGGACAAGUGAUAGCAAAAAUCACGGCCCGAGACCCCGACGCAUCUGACUUGAACAAACUAAGGUACCACAUCAGUGGGGGAGACUACGAGCACGUAUUUCUUCUACAAGAAAAAACAGGCGUCCUGUCAGUUGUGUCACCGCAUAAGCUCGUCAGCGGGUCGCUCGUGUCGCUAAAUGUAACCGUCAGCGACGGUGUACAUGCGGUGGCCAACUCACUCAAUAUAAACGUGCUUCCAUCUAACAGCCAUUCUCCGAGGUUUGCGAAGGAUCGUUUCGAUGGGACAGUUCCAGAAAACGUGCCCCCAGGCACGCUCAUCUUGCGCCUAGAAGUUGAAGACGACGACCAGGACAUCUUUGGUCGUGUGCACUUUACUCUCUUCGAUAAUUUCUUCGCAGGCACCUUUGCUCUUGAUGCCAAAGGAAGGCUCUACUCAAAAAUACCACUGGACCGGGAGACUAUAAGCUCAUACUCUUUGGUAGUCUCAGCUACCGACGGUGGGGGAAAGCAAGACUACUGUAAAGUGUUUGUGCAUGUCGAGGACCGUAAUGAUAACCCUCCUGCCUUCAGUCUGCCCGAGUAUCAAGCUGACGUGAGCGAGGACUCUGGCGCCGGUCAAAUAAUUCUAAAGCUUAACGCCCAGGACCCUGACGAAGGUAUUAACAGCGAAGUGACCUAUCAGAUUUACAAGAUUGGUACCACCGAAACCAUGGACCUCUUCCAUCUCGACUCCGCGUCUGGAGAGCUGUCACUCUUACGUCCCAUUAUUGGCCUCGGGGGCGCAGUGUUCCAGAUGUUCGUACGCGCUACAGACCGCGGGGUUCCAGCGCAACACUCUGACGUGCCAGUGACUGUAUUCAUCCAUGCACCCGUCGCCAGCCUCCCUCAUUGCCCUCUCACACACGCUCAGUUCUUCAUAUCGGAAGACGCGCCAAAAGGAACCGUUGUGACGUCGCUCUGGGUGAGCGGGCCUCUAUUGGUGAAAUACUCGAUCACGGACAGCUACCUGACGGGUUCUCGUGGCAUAAACGAUGACAGCACCCUAGCUGAAAUAGGUGCCACCUCUGCUGAUGCUGAGCAGCAGCAACACUUUGCUAUUACUCCUUCAGGACACGUCUUGGACGCAAAUGACAACGCUCCUCGUUUUUGCUCCUCGUCGUACUCCUCAAGUCUCCCUGAGAACACCGACGUGGGUAGCACAGUCCUGUUGUUCAGCGCCUCUGACCCAGACGCGGGCGUCAAUGCGCAGAUCCAAUACGGCUUCGCAGAUGACACCACAUCAGAUGUCCGAGAGAUGUUUCAAGUGUCUCCUACGUCCGGUGCCCUGAUUCUUAUCUCCCCGUUGGACAGGGAGUCUGUUCAGCAGUAUAAGUUUACUGUGAUCGUUUCCGAUGCAGGACUUGAACCUCAAUCAAGUUCAGCUUCUGUGCAAAUUUUGGUUACAGACGUGAAUGAUAAUCCACCCAUCUUUAAUGAAGACUUUUAUCGAGCGUCAGUUUCCGAAGGAGCUCCUCUCGGCUUCUCGAUCCUAACCCUCUCGAUGUCUGACGCCGAUGAGAAGCAAUCAAAUACAAAUUUCUUCAUCACCGCAGGAGACCCUGGCGCCAAUUUUUUAAUUAAACCCACUGGAGAGGUCAUCGUUGCUCGAUUACUGGACCGGGAGAAUCAAGAUCAGUUCAUUUUGCACGUUUCGGCGACAGACGGCAGAUUCACAGCGAACACAACCGUUAGCAUCGAUGUACUUGAUAUCAAUGAUAACGGCCCAGUUUGCGUUGAACGCGUCUUGCACCAAAACAUCUCAGAAGACGCAGCAAUAGGAACUUAUGUCACGACCGUAGCGGCCUGGGACACCGACACGGCCCUCUACAGCCGUACCAGAUUUUCUCUCGCCGGUGAGGGUUCAUUGCAUUUCUCUAUUGACGAGCACACCGGUCAGAUUGUGACAGCUAACCUACUGGAUCGUGAAUCUCAAGAUGAAUACCAUUUUUUGUCCAUUGCGUCAGACUGGGAGCAACACGAGUGGCAAUGUUCAGUGGAGGUUCACAUCUUCAUCACAGACGUGAACGACAACCCGCCAGAGUUCCAACUACACCAAUACUCCCUGAAUAUACCUGAAGACUUCCCUCUCCACGGCGCCAUUGCCAGGGUCAUCGCAAGAGACCCUGACUUAGAUCGGAACAAGCAAGUGGGCUACAGUCUUCAAGAAACUGACGAAAGAAUAUUCUCGAUCAGUCCUACUCAGGGGCUUGUUAAGCUGGACAUGCCACUGGACCGGGAGAGACAAGACAGAUACACAAUUACCGUUUGGGCGCACGACAAAGGCGAUCCUCCAAUGUCUUCCUCGGCAAAAGUUGUUAUCUCUGUAGUCGAUGUGAAUGAUAACCCACCCGAGUUUCUGCAUCGAAUUCUUCACAUCGACGUCGCUGAGAACUCUGCUUUGGGCACGGAAAUCGCCAGGGUUGUGGCCACGUCCAAAGACAUCGGCGUUAAUGGAGAUAUUUCCUACAGUCUUCAGUCAGUCAGCGAGGAACACCUACACGUGCAUAAAAAAACUGGAGCCAUCACCGUCGCUAAAACACUGGACUACGAAAAUACGAAGGCAAUUUUAGCUACCGUGUUAGCCACAGAUGGCGGUUACCCUGCUUUAUCUUCAACAUGUCUACUGAAUGUGACUAUACUUGAUGUCAACGACAACGCGCCCGUCUUCGAACAGGAAACUUACUUUGCUACCGUGUCUGAGGAUGCUAGCCUUGGCACUAUUCUAAUCAAAGUAUCUGCUCAUGAUGCAGACAGCGACCAGAACAACCGAGUUCGCUACGCCAUCACCGACGGGGACAAUAACGGCUGUUUCUCCCUCAACGCAAGAACUGGGGCUCUUAGUUUGUCUUCAGUAAUUGACAGAGAAACGGAACCAGAAUAUUUAUUGAAAAUUACAGCCAGCGACAGCGGCACACCAGCUCUCUUCACCAGUGCUACCGUCUCUGUAAAAGUUCUGGAUGUAAACGAUAAUCCACCAGUGUUUGAGAAGGCCUUAUAUUCUACUGUAAUGCAGGUUGAUAAAGUAAUUGGCUCACCUGUUACUCGCCUUCUCGUCACUGACAAGGAUGAUGCCGAUAAUGGUGCUCCAUUCACUUUUGAAAUUCAAGAAGAAAUUGCAACUGGCGCUCCUGAGGGCGACUACAAAUCUGUUUUCAACAUUGACCAGGAAGGAACAAUUGGGCUGGCAAGGACUGGCCAAGAAAUUAAGGUUGGAAACUCUUUCCUGCUGAAAGUGCGAGCUUGGGAUAGCGGUUCGCCUCCUCUGCACAGCGAUGUCUUCGUGAAUAUCUCUAUAGUUGAAGAAUCUAAUUAUCCACCCGUUAUCCAGCCUCUUAAAAUUUCUAUUUUCUCUUACACCUCUCCGUACAAGGGAGGCAUUGUUGGCAAAAUAAGAGCUACAGACAGAGACCCAUACGACAUUCUACAAUAUUCGCUUAGUUCAUCUACAAUUCACGGAAACAGCUAUGGGUAUUUUGAAGUUGACUCUCGGGAUGGCACUUUGGUUGUGACGUCACAUUUGGAUGGUGGGAUGUACAAAAUCAACGUGUCGGUCUCCGACGGAAAGUUUACAAGAUUUGGGGAUAUAACAGUAAUUGUUACAAUUAUCACCGAAUCUAUGCUCAACAGUGCCGUUAUUUUAAAGUUAGGCCCAAUGACUCUAGCUGAGUCUGUGGCCAAGUUUAACAAUUUUCUUGUUAAAAUAAUAGCGUCGGAACUAAAUGAACAAGAGAAUAGAGUGCAACUUAUUAGUUCGCAAGUAGGACGAGAUGAUAAAAUGUUAUUGAAGAAUGGAGUUGAAAGUAAAAAGAACAGUAUUUCUGAAAUUCUUUUCGUUGUUCAGAAGCAAACGGAUAAAUUCUAUGAGAGGAGGCAAAUUCUCGACGCGUUAAAUGCCCGAAGAAACUUGAUCAUAAAUGAACUCUCUCUUGAUCAUUUCGAACUCAUGAAAUCCCCUUGCAACUCUAAGUUCAAGUGUAAUAAUCAAGGCAAGUGUUACAAUGAAAUUAUAAUGGGUGAAGAAACGGUUUUAACCUUAAAUUCUGUUUCCAUGAGCCUCGUCUCUCCGUCUUUCGACUACCAAGCCAUUUGCAAGUGCUUCAAAGGAUAUGGCGGGGCAUUUUGCCAGGAAACUUUAAACGCGUGCGGACACAAGCCAUGUCGUGAGUACCAGCAAUGCUCGGCCACUAACACAGAGGGCAAGAGUUUCGAGUGCCAUUGUCCCCGCGGUUUCACGGGCGAUAUGUGUCAGAUAAACGUUGAGUCGUGUAAUGAUUUACUGUGCCACAAUCCAGUCCUUCCGUUACAUUUUGGUGGUAAAAGCUACGUCCAGUAUGUGAUGGAAGAUCCGAAGCUAGCAUACUCAAUGCAAUUGAGCUUAUUUUUGAAAACUAGACAGUCUUCAGGGACAAUAAGUUAUAUUAAAGGAGGUAUAGACUUUAGUAUUCUAGAACUUUCUAAUGGUUUCGUACACUACCGAUGGGAUUGUGGUUCAGGUGAAGGAAUGAUCGAUUCUUCUAGUGUGAGAGUUGAUGACAAUCAGUGGCAUCUAAUCAACGUGACACGAGUGGGGACCGUCUCUGUGUUGUCCGUGGAUGGCAAUGAGAGUUCCUCUGUAUCUCCCGGAGAAAACGAUUUGCUCAACUUCAAGUCAGGCCAUUUAUAUUUUGGUGCUCAGGUAAACGUUCGCAAAAAAAUAAUGAGCGUUGACUACGGUUUCCUGGGAUGCAUUGAUCAAAUAAAGCUGAAUGGACAUUUACUUCCGACUAUCCAAUCCAAUGCAAAGAAUCGCCCUUUCUUGAAUAAACUUGCCAGUGUAGAAUUUUCGUGCGAUAGUGUCUUACCGAAGCCAGGACCAUGUAGUUCACACCCUUGCUUCAAUGGCGGCACGUGUGUGGAGCUCGGUACAGGCGAAUACAAGUGCUCGUGUUCUCUUCCCUUCCAUGGCGAACAGUGUCAGUAUAACGCAGAUCCUUGCUUCUCAGAUCCAUGUCUCAACGGUGGAAUUUGUUCUCCACUCGGCGAUACAUUUCAGUGCAAUUGCUCCAAUAACUUGUCAGGCCAAAGGUGCCAGUACGGAAUUCAUUGUUUUUCAAACCCCUGUCAAAAUGGAAGUCGCUGUGAAGAUGGCGAAGAUGGGCCAUUGUGCAGAUGUGACCUCUUAACCGGAGAAAAGUGCGAAGAAGACUUAGAUGAAUGCGCAGUGCAACCAUGUUUCAACGGUGGCUCGUGCGUAGAUCUUCAUGGUGGUUUCAGUUGUCUUUGUAAACCUCAAUUCAAAGGGAAACACUGUGCGACACCUAUUUUCAACGACGAUAAAAUGCCUUUUAGUUUCUCUGUGAAAGACGUCGCAGCGUUAUUCACUGUUGUCCUUACUAUCUUACUCGUGGUUCUUGUAUUUGCCACAUGGCAGAGAAAAAAACGGAGGAAAAAGCGCCAGCAACAGAAUAACAGACCCCCGACAUCUGAGCAAGUGAAGAAUGACUUGAACUCCACUAACUUGCUCCCUGCAAGAACCUCCAAGAAAUGUAACGUCGAAGCUGAUCAGCUGGGGCUUAGCUUCCCACCCUUCACGGCUAGCGAGAAUGAUUCAGUUAUACUGAGCGGCAUCAAACCAUGGAACGAACCGUGUCAAUCAACUCCAGAUAAUAUGGAGCUGGACAUUCUCAGCCGACACGUCAAUGACCUCGAGUCAGAUUUGUACACACCUCGUAAUUGGAUCGAGUCCAGAAGACCGAACUCAAUCUGUCAGUCACCAGUCACGUCGUCGAGUUUUUUAUCCUCUCUCCGAGGCUCAUCACAAGGCCAGUUGCUCGGUGCUGGAAUAAUCGGGCCGGCUGAAUCGAGAAGAAAUAAAUUCAUGGAAGUUCUGCAAGUGGAUGACUAUGAAACUAUAGAAAAUAGCAGUGAAAAGCCUUGGGAUCAUCAUAAUAACCUCAGAAGUGAUUACUCCACUACGAUGAAAGCAGAUGUGGCUUCUGCUGACGACUACGGAAUGCGAGCGGCUAAACCUCUUCGAACUUUUGGCGGGGGCGUUGGCGUCAACUUGAGUGGACGACAUACUCACCAUCUGGCCACGCGGGCUGCCGUUCUUGCGGACCGAGUGGACAAUUCUAACAAAUCCGAGACUGGGGCUUCUUCGUGCCGCCGGGCUGAAGUAACAGAAACUGUAGAUAACUCGUCUUCGGAAGACACUAAUUCCGGUCACCCGCAAUUUAGUGAUGCUGCUCGGGAACUUCCUGAAGUCGUUCUUUGUAGCUACGAUUCUUCUCAAAUGAAGCUUUUACAUACCUCUUAAAACGAUAAAGUCAUUAAAGUCAGGACACCAAUAAGAAAGAAACCGUGCACCACCAAUUUUGAACGCCAAUCAGCCCUGACUGGAAAGCCAAGCAUCUUUUCGUAAAGCCACAAAUCAGCCAUGGAAGAGCCGAUCGUCAAUAAUCAGCCCGCAACAUCAUUUUGUUUGAAAUGUUAUGUGCUUUGCACCAUCAAACUAAGAAGUAAAUGGCCUAGAGUGUAAUUACAUAAUGCACAUAAUAAUUACAUAAUGCAUAAUUUCAUAACCUUACCAGUGCAAGAAGAGUUAGCAGCGCACAACGCAAUGCAAUCAAUCAGCUUAAUUUCCUCUAGAGUUAAAUGAAAACUGCCUUGCAUCACCAGACCGCGGAUCGGAUAUGACUUCCAGCCUUCGACGAGUACGUGUUCAUUUGAUCCAGGGCUGAUUCGAUGCAGAGCGUAAAUACUGGCGGCUAGUUGGUGUCACGGUUUGGAGAAUGAUUGCUGAAACGCUUCUGUCGCUCUUACUAAUAUGUGUAAAGUUAUUGCGGGUCGUGUGGACGAUUCUGGGCCAUACCAUUACAGGCUUUUUUUUGCUAAAAACUUGUUAGUCUUUUUGAAAGGAUAUGAUUUAACCUGAAAGGCUUCCAGCCGAUAAUGUGACAGACCAGAAUUGUUAAAAGUUUUGUUACUGAAGGAUCGGUUUACGCCAGUCCGUUCGACGCUAAGCAGUGUUUGUCUCCGGCAGGCAACCCAAAAACAAGAAUUUGUGUUAAAAGGACAAAGUGAGAUGUGUUAUUUUCAGCUCACCCAUGAACACCAACCUAAUUAAUACUAAGGCAACCUUAAGGAAAUGAAUUUUGAUACUAGUGCACCUUUUGAUACUAGUGCACCUACUUGGCAAGAGAACUCCGAAAACAUCAUCGCCGUAAAUCUGGGUGACUACAGGACAGGAUUCUACACCCUUCAGUUGAUCACAACUAAAGUGACUAAACGAUCAAACCAGGAGCGGCAUACUAGCCCCAGUGUAACGUACUGAGCGCUGCAGUUGCCUAAAUUGUUAUAAUCCUUACUAGAGUAAGGCAGAUCUAUCGGUACACAUUUUUUACAAUGUUAUAAAAAAUUCUGAUUAACUGGGUUUCAAACGUUACGCUUUCAUAAAAUAUUUAGCGAGUACAUUUAUUCGAUGUCUUGAUGAUAACGCGUCCGAGCGACUGAUUGACAUACUUUUCACCAACCAGGGAGCUCAACUUGAAGGAAUCGAAAAACGCUGAAUAUUAUUUAUGAGCACAACACAAUUGAUAUUUCUGAAAUGCAUUACUUUUCUGAGUAAGACGCGUUGAAAGUUAUGAAAGAAUUACUAUAAAAAGCGUCGAUAGCGUUGCGAUUCCAAUCCGAAAUUCGCUUUUUCUGGGGUUUGCGUGUUGAUAUAUUUGUCUUAAUUGCCUCGUUCCGCAGAUUGAGAAGAAUUCGGCAUCUAAUACUUUUUUUAUAAUCAUAACAUAUUGAAUAGGUGGACAAAAAUAUUGACUAGUUUAUAUGUACUUUCUGUAAUGUUUAUAUUUAUUUGGAAUGGCCAAAAUAAGUCUGGAAGCAAUUCAUAAAUAGUGAUGUAAAUUUAUACUUCACAUGUUUGAAGGCACAACUUGCAAGAAAAAAAUAUCUGAAUAAAACACAGAAAACACAGGGCGUCCCAUGACAAUUCAGUGCUUACUUCUCCGCUCCUCUACUUCUUGGAAUAGUUGCAAUCAUUGCUAGAUAUUGAUA
Messenger RNA from Hyalella azteca, 14714 nucleotides. Its product is annotated as fat-like cadherin-related tumor suppressor homolog. The transcript has 48 exons. Gene Ontology annotation, biological process: homophilic cell-cell adhesion. Lineage: Eukaryota; Metazoa; Arthropoda; Malacostraca; Amphipoda; Hyalellidae. The coding region runs from base 1 to 12969 and encodes 4322 amino acids. Gene Ontology annotation, molecular function: cadherin binding; calcium ion binding. The record is from RefSeq and is a predicted model, not a curated record. Gene Ontology annotation, cellular component: plasma membrane; catenin complex.